Molecule: messenger RNA, 3585 nt
Organism: Penicillium roqueforti
Lineage: Eukaryota; Fungi; Ascomycota; Eurotiomycetes; Eurotiales; Aspergillaceae
Product: hybrid sensor histidine kinase/response regulator
Exons: 7
Coding region: 1-3585 (1194 amino acids)
Biological process (GO): phosphorelay signal transduction system; phosphorylation
Molecular function (GO): phosphorelay sensor kinase activity
Source: RefSeq, a predicted model, not a curated record
AUGGGUCAGCCAGGAAAUGAUGUCGAGCAAGAGAGAAUCCGGGAUUUAUCAAAGUAUUAUUGUACUUUUGAUCAGCCAGUCUCUACAAGCGCAGACCCGGAUCAACAUGACAUCUCACAGGACUUAACAUCCCCUCGCCUUUCAAAUGAUACCACCCUGACUGCAUUGACACAACUGGGUGUCUAUCGCUUUGGAUGCAAUCGGUCUUUUGUUUCAAUCAUCGACGGAGAAAAUCAGCAUGUCAUUUCAGAGGCAACCGCGUCGAUCUCUCUUCGAAACAAAAAUCUUCAUCGCGCGGAUGAUGGUAUAUUCCUGGGUGUCAAUACACUGGACUUGCAAUGGGGAGUGUGUCCCCACGCCAUUCGACUUUUCACUGGACAAGAUACUUCCCAGAUACUAGACACGGAGAAUAUAACGGCCAACCAGACACGCAACAUCAUCCGCGAUUUCACCAAGGAGGAUUUCUACAAAGAUCGCCCGUAUGUCCUUGGCUGGCCGUUCUUUCGGUUCUACGCCGAGGUGCCAUUGUACAGCCCUUCCGGGUUCGUACUAGGUUCAUAUUGUGUAGUGGACAACAAGCCUCGAACGAAAUUUGGAGACGAGGAUGUGGCUGCUCUUCGGGAGAUUGCCGACUCAAUCUCAAACCACCUUGAAAAUGCGCGGAUCGUUCAAUAUCAUCGUCGUUCGGAGAACUUGGUCAAAGGAUUGACAAACUUCGUCAAAAGUCAUUCGAAAUUUGACCCUACUGGCUCUUCCACUCAAGGUCAGAUUGAAGCAUCUGCGAAGAAACUGAAUUCUGAAGAUCUGGGGUCAAUAACCACCCGAAGCGAUGUGGGUGGAACGAUCGUUUCUUUGCCUACGGAAAAGGAUAUUAGUGUCUAUUCACCGCUUGAUCAAGGUUCGUCUACCAGCCUCAAUGGAAAAGAAGCGUCGAUCUUUUCUCAAAAUAUGCCUUCCGUGUCAAACUAUACACAGCCAUCAUCGCUUUCUCGAACCUCGGACCGAGACGAACCGCUAUCAUCUUCCGUGGAAGGACCCCCGGAAUCAUUAGCGCCAGCCAAUGUGUCUAUCACUGAACGCAUAGCUGCGAUUUUUGCCCGUGCCAGUCUCCUACUGAAAGAGUCUUUGGAUCUGGACGCCGUGGUCUUUCUUGAUGCCCACCGAAAUGACCCGCAAUUCGAAUUUUCUGGACGGCAUGAUGAUUGGGAUGCCUUGCCGGAGUUUGCGACAGAUGCCCCCACCGCGCCUACUAGCCCUUGGGAUCUUCCUAAUCCAAAUCCGCCCAAAGAUCCAGAAAAAUAUUGUGGCUCUUUGGGUCAGGCUAUAAGCUGCAAACCAACUAAGAGCAACCUUGAGUCCAAACGCCCGGUCACAUUGACUGAAGAGUUGCUGCAUUCGUUGAUUACACACUUCCCAGAUGGCCACAUAUUCAACAUAGACAGCAGGAGCAAUCCGGCCAGCCCCAUUGAUUCUGUAUGUGGAAAUCCAGAGACUUCCGAUCCCAAUUUUGAGAACUUUGAGCAGAUUUCCCAUCGUCUAGCUCAUCAGCUCCCUGGAGCCAAGAGUGUGCUUUUCUAUCCUCUAUGGGAUUGGAACAAAUCGCGAUGGCUCGCAGGUACACUAGCAUGGGUAAACGGAAGUCAUCGUCCUUUAGGCAUAGAAGACCUACACUACUUUAAGGCUUUUGGAGAUUCUAUGAUCUCUGAAGUAUCCCGGAUACACUGGACCGCCAGUGAGAACUCGAAAUUUGACUUUGUAACUUCUAUUAGUCACGAGCUUCGCUCCCCACUACAUGGCAUCCUCGCGAGCGCAGAGUUGCUACAUGAUAUUCCGCUUCAGACUGCGCACCGUGAUAUGGUUAACAUGAUCUCAACAUCGGGACUGACCUUGCUGGACACAAUAGAUCACCUGCUGGAUUACUGUAAAAUCAACAACUUGGCAACCACGCAAAGUCUCAGCGUGACCAACACUGAGGAUUCUGGAACAAGCUUAGUUUCCGACUUCAAUCUCGGUUCCUUGGUUGAAGAAGUCGCUGUUAUACUCCAUACCAGCCGAAAGGCACCCGCGCCUGUGUCGUCUCUUGCGAGUGAAAUAGCUACUGCUACCUCGUCCUCGCAAUCCGCCUCUCAUAUUACUCAAGGUACCGAUGAAUUGUCAGUGGUAGUAAACAUCGAGCAGUCCAGGUCCUGGAUUAUCCAAUCAGUCGCUGGUGCCUGGAGGAGAAUAGUCAUGAACCUCCUCGGUAACGCAAUGAAAUGGACACAGACCGGCCUCGUCGAGGUAUCAUUGUCACAAACCGCAACUCAAACUCAAGCAGAACCUCACAUUGUCCACCUCCGUGUCACAGACACGGGCCAAGGAAUUUCACAGGACUUUCUCAGAAACUCCGCGUUCUCUCCAUUCGCCCAGGAAGACGCUCUAUCAGAAGGCGUCGGGCUUGGACUCAGCGUCGUGCGUAAGCUAGUGACCUUUCUGGGUGGUCACCUCAAAGUGAAGAGCGAAACCGGUGUUGGUACCCAGGUCGAUGUUUACAUCCCCGUACGGCGUCCGAGGAACCUUCUCCCUACCAAGCCAUUCGACGAUGCUUCCUCUCCGGAGGUGCAAAGACACAAGGACACUAUGAAGGCAUGCCUCAUUGGGUUCAGUGGCUGUCCUGACUUGACGGAGGAGCCCACUGGCAUUCUGAGCUCCGAUGCGAAACGAAAGCUUUCUAUUCAGAGUACUCUCGCCAAUGUUUUGGGGGUACAACUGGGAUGGCAUGUCGCACUAGCAGAGUCACUCGAGAAGGGAGAGGGUGAUAUCGCGGUUAUCGAGGAGGCAAAGUUCAACGCUAGGUUGAAUGACCAAUCACCCUCGACCAUGAAUACCGGCCAUGACUUCAAAUUCUUCAUUGUCUUGGGCAGCACGACAUCAUCACUAAGCUACUCUCUUGCUCCGAAUGCUAUCCUGAUGUCACAGCCAUACGGACCUCAGAAAAUCUAUGAAACAGCUCAAAAAAUAGUGCAUCUGCACAAUUUACAACCUCAAAUACGCGGCCCUGAACCUCCAAUUACCGUUCCACCAAAAACCCAUGAAAUUCUUCUGUCAGAACCUACCCCGUCGACCCUACCAGAAAUACCGGAAGGUCUUCCACAACAGCCUCCAGUUGAACUGGUCUGUCAGAGUAGUCCUAUCGGAGGCUCUCCGAUAAGAUCGAACGAUCAACCGAACGAUAUGCAUGUUCUAAUUGUAGAUGACAAUGACAUCAAUCUCCGGAUAUUGGCUACGCUCAUGCGAAAACUUGGAUGUAGUUACGACACAGCUUCUAAUGGACUGAUUGCAUUGGAACUUGUUGAAAGUUCAAGUCGAAGAUACGAUUUGAUAUUGAUGGACUUAUCAAUGCCUAUAAUGGAUGGUCUGGUUUCAACCAGUAAGAUCCGACAACACGAAAAAGAUCACGGUCUCCAACCCUCUCGCAUCAUGGCUGUCACAGGAGUCGCUUCAGCUACCAUGCAACAGGCGGCAGUGAUCGCAGGUGUCGACGAGUACUUGAUCAAACCUCUCUCUCUUCGUAAGCUGAAGAAGCUUAUCGAACCCACAUUAUAA